Messenger RNA from Pelagomonas calceolata, 3021 nucleotides. Lineage: Eukaryota; Pelagophyceae; Pelagomonadales; Pelagomonadaceae. The record is from the annotation of a GenBank genome assembly.
GCCAGCCUCUCGCGCCGCAGGAAGCUGUCCGGGAGCAGCCCCAAUUGCUGCCCUUCCUUGGGCGCAGGAUCGUUGGGAGAGCCGACAGCAGCGGCAGCCGUCGCAGAAAGCGGCGCGGCCCGCAACAAAACCAUGGGAGCGUCCCUGAGCCAGGACACAGCUUACUUACCUGAAGAGGUAGUAAAUAACUAUAGGAGGAGCGACGAUAGAGAUUUGCGCUUCCGACUGGCCCUGGCGAGCCACCAGCGCUUCUACAAGCAUUUUGAUCCCGCGAAGUUGGUCCUUACGGAGGACGAGUUCGUCGAGGUGUUUUCUCCCUCGUUUGUCGAUGCGAGACUCCACUUCCGCCAUCUCGACGAGAAGGAGCGGGGCCGCGUGUCGUCCUUCGAAGCUCUCGCGGGCUGUUAUCUCACGUCACGGAACUGGGACGAGUCCUCGGAGAAACUGCUCGUGACGGCCCUCUUCCAGGUCUUCGACCGCUCCUCGAAAGGAUCCCUCAGUCGUGUAGAGAUGGAGAUUUUGCUGCGGACGUCGUGCCAAGCAUUAACAUCACUAUACAGAAGCAAGCCGGUCGCGGAUUACGUGCUGCGGGACGCGGUCAAAAAGAUUUUCGGCGAUAAGAAGAACGGGAGCGGCCGUAGAAGUGGCCGGGCGUCGCUGGCGGAUCUGUUGAGGUGGGUGCGCGGCGGCGACGAGGUGCAGACCUUUCUUUCUUUGUUCGACCGGGAGUCGUUGGAAGGGACAACUACCGUAAAAGCUAAAAGACCGACCUCAAAACGAGGCCCCGACGUCAAGAAGAGCCAUUCGGAACGUUCGCCGGAGAUGCUGAUGGCCGAGAUCGAAGUUAGAACAGAUCUAGUAUGGGGAUUGGUCACGGGAGCCGUCAGGGGUGCCAAGGACCAGGCGACCCAAAGCGAGACGGCAAAGAAGGCCCGGGAGCUAGCUGAGGCUGCAGCUUCCGAAGAAGCGCGGAUCGAGGCCGAGAAACGAGCGGCUGAGGCGGAAGCGGAGGCGCAACGCUUAGCUGCCGAGGCCGAAGCGAAGGCGCAGGACGCCUCGGCUACGCGACUAGCAGCUUGUGUGCGCGGUCGGAACUCGCGGAGAGAGCUCAAUGCUCAACAACGGGCCGCAACGAGACUCGCGGCCUGCGAACGAGGAAGAUCCGCGAGAAAAGACAUCCAGGACCAGUCAAAUGCCGCAACAGCAUUACAAGCGCAAAUUAAGGGCCGGAACGCGCGCCAAGAGCUCACGGAGCAGAAGAAGGCCGCGACGGCACUCGCUGCGGCGGAACGCGGGCGAAGUGCCAGAAAGGAGGUCAAGGAGCAGCAGCACGCUGCUACAGCACUACAAGCGCAAAUCAAAGGCAGGAACGCGCGGAAGGAGGUCGCCGACCAGAAGGUCGCUGCUACUAAAUUACAAGCCUCGAUUCGCGGUAAAAAUGCGCGGAAAGUAGGACCUACGGUCGGCCAAGCGCGCAAGCUCUUCGAGAUGCUCGACCGGAGAGAAAAGGGCAUGCUGGCUGUUUCAGACAUUGUGAAACAACUCGAUGAACGGCCCGAGUGCCAAUAUUAUCUCAAAGGUACGGGCAACCCUUUGCUGCAGGAGCUGCUGGGCGCCGACGACCUCGAAGCGCGGUUAAUGAGAAGACCGCUAUCGACGAAAGGCGUCAUCACGAAGCAGGAGUGGGAUGCCGCUAUAAAUGAGUGGGCCGCGGCGCCUGAUCUAGCGGGCAUCCCGGAUGGUGAUGAGGAUCCUCUGUCGCCGAUUGUCAAAAGAAGGAAGCCGGUCCAGCCCCUAAAACCGCCGCGGGAGUUGGUCAUGGACGAUGACCUCAAAGCGGCAGUGGCCAAGCGAGAAGCGCUGCGACGAGAGAAGCGCAAGUCGAUCGUACCGUCCCAGCCGCUGGAUGCUUCCACCAAGUCCACGCUAGCCGCCGAAGCCAAGCAGGAAUUGGGCGAGGACGCCCUGAAGCAGGCCAAGGACGCCUUCGAGGCCGCCGACGUGAACAGCUCCAACGACCUCGACCGCGAGGAGGUCGAGAAGGUCCUGCUGUCCAUGGGCAUUAGCUCCGCCUCCGAGUUGGCGGAAAUAUUCUUGUCAAGUGAUCGCAUGGACUUUGACGGUUUUUGCAUCAUGAUCGCGCCGGAGACGGCGCGGAAGUGCCGCGAGAAAUUGGGAGUUGCGCCUCAACCACCAUCACCUACCAAGCGCAAGGUGCCUCGGCAGAAGCUCACUGGACGCUUUAGUACUUCUGAACCGACGGAUUUCUCCCAGACCUUCCGGUCGACGCGCACGGGCCUACCAAUGGCGCCGUGUCUCAGCCCGGGCGGCGUGCAGAUGCCGGCGGUCGAAACGCCCAGAGAGGCGGAACGACCCAUGGAGGGGGCGUUUACACCGGGCCCGGCCCCCGCCAGGGAAGCGGCACCGCCCUCGACAGAAAAGUCGCCCGGCGUCGCGGAAUCAACGCCCGCGGGCUUUGCCGGUUUUAGGCAAGAUGGGUUAGAUGGCCGCUUGAAAGAAGUGGAUGAAGAAUGUGCCGCCGAGGUCGACGGCCUGCAUUCUCUGAGCGCGGAACUGGCGAAGAUGACCGGUUCGUUAGAUGACCUCAAGAGCACGAUGACCACCUUCUGGCAGACGCGCCACGACGUCAUCGACGAGAAGGAAAGAAAAACAUACAACGCCGCCGUGACGAUCCAGAAACUAUUCAGACGCUUCUCCGUGCGCCUGAGGAUGGCGAGGUGGGUCGCUGAAGAGGACGACGACGACGUCGCCUCGCAGCUCGAGAACGUGCGGGUCGCGGUGGCGCAGUUCUGUUUGGCGAACCACGUGGACUUUGACCGGGUCGAGAAGAAGUUCGCCGACGUGAACAAGUCGCUGAAACGAGCGACGGCGGAGCACGUCGCGGCCGAUGAAUUAUUGGCGGGCGAUUCAAACGCGCCGCUGGACGACCUGGCGGGGUCGCGGGCGACGGCUUGUAGGAUUAGAGAGUGGCAGGAGGCGCACGCGCGGCGCAGCGGGUAA